CCUCAAGAUGCCCACUUUAUUGUUGCACUUUCCACUGGAGUUACUUAUCCAUACGAUGAGUCUCCUAGACGAUGGGAAGAACGAUUCGAAAAAGGACAUUAAGAAUGUACGACUUACCUGCUCUGCCCUGCACGAUGCUUCUUGGGACGCGUUUGGCCAGCGGUAUUUUGGUACUUUCCAGCUAGACUUCUCGACCAAGAAAACUGACCGUCUUUGUCGUGUUGCACACCAUGAAAAGCUGCGCUUCUCUGUCCAGAGGCUUCUACUAACCCAUGGGAGCCGGGUUGAGAACGAGGCCAGUCGAUUGAUCUGGGCCCGCGACUCGUCUGGACGGCUCGACCUGACCUCUACUCGGUUUACAGAUCUCUUCUCGCUUAUCAAGGAACGCCUGGUGAAUUGCAAAAAGGUCGAUCGACUCAGUCAUUACGAUACCAAAGCAGCUAUAUCCGAGCGAUGCUUCACGUGCACAGAUCAAUGGGCUGUUGUCUUGGGAAUGGUUGCGCUCAAUGGUGUUCCUUUCACACAUGUUGAUCUGGAAGAGGGGGUCCGAAGUUGCAAGUUGGUGACGCAUCAUUUACACUUGUCUCUGUACAGGUCGCCAACGUUCCUCCAUACGUGGGGCAAAUAUCUGACAACUCUCGUACUCGGAUGGGGUUUCUUUAGAGAAGGGGUCAGAGUGGGCCUAGACCUUAUUAUGAACGCAAGAAACCUGAAAGAACUCGACAUUGGUAAUAGAAACAUGGAGAAUCUUACAUCAAGACAGCAGUUGUAUGAAGUGCUGGGAACGCAAAACGCACCGAAAGGAUUGUUUCGCCUCGGGAUGUGUUUUCCGCCAGAAUACUUUGCGGCAAACUUGGAUGUAGCAGUGAGACUCAUGUCGCAUCCUGAUUUGCGCUACAUCCGUGUGAAAGGCUGGCUCGAACGUGAUCAAUGGGACCUGAUCUUCGAGACAACAUCAAAGCUUCUACACCUCGGUUGUAUCGAUAUCAGCCAUGCCUACGCAACGGAUAAAGGAGGAGUCAAGGGGAAAAUGGGGCAGAUAUGUUUCUGCCACAUAGACCAGGAGCAAGGUCCUUGUUCUGGCUGUCAUGGUCUGUUACGCCUCCGAGGAGCUGAGCUACGCGCUCGUUUGCCUUCAAUUGCGCAUAAUAUCUGCUACCGCCUCCGCACUAUCGAGUGUGCCGGAGGCAAGGCACAGGAAGCUAAUGCAUGAGUUCUGGUGGACACCAAGUGGAGUUUCGAAACCGAAGUAUGCUGUGUGCGACGUUUGGAGAAAGACGGUUCGGCUCGUCAACUGUGGGCCGUGAUGAUCUGACGUGGCAUGGAAGUUUAAGAUCCAGAUGGAUUAAGAUGGAAAGCAAGCAACAAAGUGUAUUGUGUACUGUUGUCGCUUUUGGGAAAUAACAGAGAGGACUGU
Pseudovirgaria hyperparasitica is the source of this 1417-nucleotide messenger RNA. RefSeq lists its product as uncharacterized. The transcript has 2 exons. The record is from RefSeq and is a predicted model, not a curated record. NCBI's taxonomy places the organism in Eukaryota, Fungi, Ascomycota, Dothideomycetes, Acrospermales, Acrospermaceae. The coding region runs from base 8 to 1213 and encodes 401 amino acids.